GUUUUGCUUGUUUCAGGCAAUAGCUCGUUCGAAUUUCCCCGAUAGCUCCACUUUGUUGGUAACUUGUGCUGGCAUUUUUAUACCUGAAGGUCUGCUUAUCUUGCCGCAUACCUACUUUUAAUAUAGCAACCCCCAACUCUGUUGGUUCGUGUUCCUGCAUCACACGCAUAUUCUGGGUAUCUGAGAUCGGCUCAAGAUGUCUCACGGCAGUAACAGCAUUGAGUUAGAAGCCUCGGGCAAACAGCCGCCCAUUCCAGUGAGCGUUGACGCUUCAGCCAGGCCGCCCGAGGACUCCAACAUCUACAAUGUUACCAGAACGCGCAAGGUGUUUUCUUUUUCGCAGCUUUUUGCUUUUUCGUUGACGUAUAUGGCAUUAUGGGAGGGUAUGUGCUCAAACAUGUACUUUGCCCUCUUCAAUGGCGGACCCCAAACCUUCCUGUUCAGCUUCAUCAUCGUCUUCUUCGGCGCCAUCUCCCAGGCUGCGUCGUUGGGAGAAAUGGCUUCGAUUCAGCCUGUCGCUGGCGCGCAAUACCACUGGACAUAUUACAUGGCACCUCAAUCGGUGAAGCGGUUCGCGACUUGGAUCCAAGGGUGGUCUACAUGGUUCGGCUAUGUGUCCCUGCUGGCUGCUAUUGCGAACGUCACUAUCAUCCUCCUCGAGUCGAUGAUCAGCAUCAACCAUCCCAGUUAUGUCGCUGGAGGAUGGCAUACCUCCGUUCUUGUCAUCGCCAUGUGUUUGGUCCAUGGGUUGAUGAACGUUUAUGCGUUCAAGCUCAUUCCUUGGGUUGAGCUUGUCGCUGGUGUUCUUCACGUUUGCCUCUUCGUCAUCUUUGUCGUUGUUCUUGUUGUCAUGGGCCCUCGAAACCCUUCGUCUUUCUGGCUGCAGCGUAACAUCUCUUCUGGAUGGGACAAUGAGUAUAUUGCUUGGAACUUGGGCAUGCUGACUUGCGUAUGGAGUUUCACGGGCUUCGACAGUGCUAUCCAUAUGUCCGAGGAGACCCGAAAGGCCAAGUCAGCCGUCCCCCGCGCUAUGUUCUGGUCCAUCUUCAUGAACGGCGUCCUCGGCUUCAUCAUGGUGAAUGUUCUCAUCUCUGCCAUGGGCUCCGUCGAAGACAUGCUCGAGCAACCCAGCCAGAUCCAAGCCAUCCUCCUCAACGUCACCGGCUCCAAUAAAGCUACCACUGCCAUGAUCGCCGGCCUCUUUAUCAUCUCAUUCAGUGUCAACCUCGCCAAUAUUGCAUCCGUCUCCCGUCUAACAUGGGCGUGGUCUCGCGAUGGUGGUAUGCCUGGCUACUUUGCGUAUGUCAGCCCUACUCAUCGCGUCCCUACACGCUCCAUCAUCCUCACCGUUUUCCUCGUCUGCGCUCUGAACCUUCUCAACAUUGGUAACACCUCCUACGUCGCUUUUGGUGCCAUCACAUCUCUAUCAUCUCUGGCCCUGUACCUCAGCUAUGCUAUUGCCAUUGCCAGUAUCAUAUAUGUUCGUCUCUCUGGAUCUACCAUCAAGCUUGGAGAGUGGAACCUUGGUCGCUUCGGCCUUCCCGUCAACGUCUUUGCUCUGGUUUAUACCCUCUAUGUCAUCAUCUUCCUCCCCUUCCCAUCAACUCUCCCAGUCACUGGGGAGAACAUGAACUACUGCGGCCCAGUCAUGGUUGCUGUGUUGGCCAUUGCUGUUGGUCUAUGGUUCACCCACGCUCGAAAGCACUGGAAUGGACCGAACCUGACCAUUCUUGAGUUUGUGGUUGCCAAUGCGUCAGAAUGAUCAUGAUGAACAAAAGCUUGAGCAUUAAUAUAGACUGAGGAUAGUAAUGGGCUUCCUUUGAC
Molecule: messenger RNA, 1824 nt
Organism: Fusarium redolens
Lineage: Eukaryota; Fungi; Ascomycota; Sordariomycetes; Hypocreales; Nectriaceae
Product: amino acid/polyamine transporter I
Exons: 3
Coding region: 197-1762 (521 amino acids)
Biological process (GO): transmembrane transport
Cellular component (GO): membrane
Molecular function (GO): transmembrane transporter activity
Source: RefSeq, a predicted model, not a curated record